Molecule: messenger RNA, 933 nt
Organism: Adineta steineri
Lineage: Eukaryota; Metazoa; Rotifera; Eurotatoria; Adinetida; Adinetidae
Source: the annotation of a GenBank genome assembly
AUGACUGACGCCAAUGACAAUUCUCCAUCUGGUACUGCAUAUCUUCUUCGAAGAUCUAAAUCAUCAGCUCUUUUAAAUAAUUCACAAACAAAACUUAAACGACAGCCAACAGUUGUAUUGUAUGUUGAUGAGAACUGUCCUCAACAUGGUUGUAAAGGUAAAUGUUCAUGUUCAACAAAUUCUAUUAAUAAAUAUGGCUCAGAAAAUAAUGGUUCAUUCUAUCAAAAUAACUAUGGCAAUGAACAACAAACAUAUGAUACGGAUAAUUUUGUUUCAACAACUAUAAAACCAUUCAAUAAUAAUCCACCAUUACCUGUUACUCAAAAAAAUGUUGUUGGUAGUAAUUUUCAAUUUCAACCAUCAUCACAAUCGAAUGGCUGGAAAGAUUUUGAUGAUGAACAAUUAGGUUCUUUGAUGAUUUAUCGUGAUGCUCUUAAACAAAAUUUAACAACACCUUAUCAAGCGGGAGGUGGCUUUCCAAAAGUGCGUCUUGGUCGUGCUGGAGGAUUUUGGCGUCAUAUUAAACAAACAAAUACAUAUUCCGGAUCGAAUCUUGCAUUUGUCGAUGGUACAGUUCGAGUUGAUGAUACAUUUAAAUAUCCAAUGCCUCGUUAUGGUUACCCUCCAGCAUCACAACAACAACAACAACAACAACCACAACAAUUAUCUGCAUCAUCAUCAUUUCAAGAUUUAUCAUAUCAACCAUCAAACCCAGCAGCAAGAUCAAUGGAUUCAAUGACAUGGUCAGCAACUGCUCAACUUAAUCGUCGACCAUCAUUAUCACAAUAUUCAAAUCGAUAUGAACGUCAUGCUAAAGAUGGUUUUGCUUUUUGGCCAACUGAUACAGAAUAUAAAAAACCACGAUGUAAACCAAUGGUAACUGGAACAUAUAAGACAUGGCUUGGUCUAAGCGAUUCUAUACUUAAACUUUAA